UAUUCGUUAGAAUUCAGUGACGUUUCCAUGUAACAUCAGCGAGAACAGUAACAUCACAUAUUUCGACCUCCAUUCAUCCUUCGAUACUGUGUGCGGUCUUCGGUCUUGAUUUUAGCACUAUUUUCAAAUAAAUUUAAUUAUUUUCCCACUGGAAAAGCUUAAACUGGGCUUAUAAGUGUUUUACGCUUAGCUAGUAAGUGUAUCAUAAAUAAUUAUAAUUGAAAAUGGCGUUGAAAUCUACACCGGUACUGUUCGCAAUGCUGGGGCGGCUUUCGAGGCGUAGUUUUUCCACUUCAAAGGCUCUUUCGGCAAAGCCUAUGACCGUCCGUGAUGCCUUGAACCAGGCCAUUGACGAGGAGAUGGAACGGGACGAAAAAGUAUUUGUUUUGGGCGAGGAAGUUGCUCAAUACGAUGGCGCGUACAAAGUUACUCGAGGCCUAUGGAAAAAGUAUGGAGACAAGAGAGUCCUGGAUACUCCCAUCACGGAAGCUGGCUUUGCUGGCCUGGCCGUGGGUGCUGCGUUUGCUGGCCUCAAACCCAUCUGCGAGUUCAUGACCUUCAACUUUUCCAUGCAGGCUAUUGAUCAUAUCAUCAACUCUGCCGCGAAAACGUUUUACAUGUCAGCGGGCAACGUGCCGGUUCCAAUCGUGUUCCGCGGGCCCAACGGCGCGGCGAGCGGCGUGGCCGCGCAGCACUCGCAGUGCUUCGGCGCGUGGUUCAGCCACUGCCCCGGGCUCAAGGUCGUCAUGCCCUACAGUGCCGAGGACGCUAAAGGUCUCCUGAAAGCCGCUAUUCGCGACCCGGACCCAGUUGUAGUACUAGAAGACGAGAUCUUGUAUGGUAUGCAGUUCCCCAUGUCCGACGAAGCGCUGUCUCCAGAUUUUGUAUUGCCAUUCGGGAAGGCUAAGAUUGAGCGUGAAGGAAGCCACAUCACGCUGGUGUGCGCAGGCAAAGCCACCGACACCGCGCUGCAGGCCGCCGCUGAGCUCGCCACCAAAGGUGUCGAGUGCGAAGUUAUCAACCUGCGAUCCCUGCGGCCACUGGACUUCGACACGAUCGCGCAGUCCGUCGCCAAGACGCACCAUCUCGUCACUGUCGAGCAGGGCUGGCCUCAGAGCGGCAUCGGCGCGGAGAUCUGCGCGCGCGUGAUGGAGUCGCCCACGUUCUUCGAGCUGGACGCGCCGGCGUGGCGCGUGACAGGUGCCGACGUGCCCAUGCCCUACACGCGCAGCCUCGAGCUGCUCGCGCUGCCCCGCCCCGACAGCGUCGUCGGCGCCGUGUCCGCCGUGCUGCAGAACAAGUGA
This is a messenger RNA of Cydia fagiglandana, 1304 nucleotides long. RefSeq names its product pyruvate dehydrogenase E1 component subunit beta, mitochondrial (gene Pdhb). Gene Ontology annotation, molecular function: pyruvate dehydrogenase (acetyl-transferring) activity. Gene Ontology annotation, biological process: pyruvate decarboxylation to acetyl-CoA. The record is from RefSeq and is a predicted model, not a curated record. The coding region runs from base 225 to 1304 and encodes 359 amino acids. Lineage: Eukaryota; Metazoa; Arthropoda; Insecta; Lepidoptera; Tortricidae. The transcript has 7 exons.